Molecule: messenger RNA, 324 nt
Organism: Chrysochloris asiatica (Cape golden mole)
Lineage: Eukaryota; Metazoa; Chordata; Mammalia; Afrosoricida; Chrysochloridae
Product: glutaredoxin-1-like
Exons: 1
Coding region: 1-324 (107 amino acids)
Source: RefSeq, a predicted model, not a curated record
AUGGCCCAACAGUUUGUAAACAGCAGACUCCACCCAGGGAUGGUGUUUGUGUUCAUCAAACCCACCUGCCCCUACUGCAGAGAGGCCCAAAAGAUCCUCUGCCAAUUGCCUUUCAAACAAGGGCUUUUGGAAUUUGUCAAUAUCACAGCCUCCAAUGACAUAUAUGCUGUUCAAGAUUAUCUCCAGCAGCUCACAGAAGAAGCAAGAACCAUAGCUCAGGUUUUCAUGGGUAAUGGUUACAUAAAUGGAUGCAGUCAUCUAAUAAUUAUGCAAGAAAAUGGGGAGCUGUUGAAGUGGCUAGCAGAUAUGGGAGCUCUACAAUAA